Penicillium angulare is the source of this 678-nucleotide messenger RNA. RefSeq names its product PEX11 domain protein. Lineage: Eukaryota; Fungi; Ascomycota; Eurotiomycetes; Eurotiales; Aspergillaceae. Gene Ontology annotation, biological process: peroxisome fission; regulation of peroxisome size. Gene Ontology annotation, cellular component: peroxisomal membrane. The coding region runs from base 1 to 678 and encodes 225 amino acids. The record is from RefSeq and is a predicted model, not a curated record. The transcript has 3 exons.
AUGGCUCGAAUUACCCGUUUCAUCAAUGAUGGCACCGGCCUAGAAAAGACACUCCGUCUAAUCCAAUCCAUCGCGCAGAUCGCCGCAGUCUUCACCGUCGGCAGCACCGCCGUCCGGCUAACAACCGCCAAACUGCAAUUGGCUUUGAGUCGGCGAUUCUUUCGCUUUUUCUGCUUUCUAGGGUCAUUCGAGCAAGUGUCUGCUCUUCUCACAAAUGGCGGGAGAAACUCCGUAGCCGGUUGGCUGGACCUAGGCAAAUGGACAUCUUUCGGUUUGUAUUUCAUAACCGAAGACUUGACUAUCCUUCACGCUAUGGGUGUUUGGACAGUGCCCUGGGAAGAGCGUGUUAUGCGCCAAGCCAACACUUACUGGUUUUUCGCACUUUGCUUCUCUUUAGCUGGGUCACUUUAUAAGAUCUUUUUCUCGGCACCAGCUAAGUCCGCAAAUAAAUCUAGCUCUAAAUCUAAGUCUAAGGGUGGCAAGGAAAAGAAGACCGAAGAGCCGGUUGUUGAGGCGCCGAAGACUUCUGCGCUUGUGCAGCAGUUUGUUGUUGAUAGCUGUGAUCUUUUGCUUCCUUUGGAGCUAUUGGACUGGUAUCCUACUGGAGAUUUGGUGCUGGGUGUUACUAUGGUUUUGAGCACUAUUUUGACUGGGUGGAAUGUUUGGACUCGUGUUUAG